AAAAAAUGUUAAAAUUAAAAUCAAAACCAGAAAUAUAAAUAUUGAAAUGGAAAAGUUAAGAACAAAAUGUUGAGAUUUGAAUGUGACACUGAUAUACCUCCAUAUUUUGUGGUCACGGAGAUUUUUCAAAUACGAAAUUUCCGGAAAAUGCACGUAUGUUAUCACGUUAUCUUCUUACAUCAAGCAUCCAUUUCCUUUGUAUCAUGACGUGAAAGGGUGCCUGCUUUUACAGCGAUAAAAUUUACGAAUGUUACAUCUUCCGAUUAAAAGGAAGUUAGAGCACGAAAUACGAUAUAAAACGAAUAACUAAACAUAUUAUUCAUCAUGUCAUUUUAUUCUGCAGUAAAUAUUUGUAACAUGAAAAUGUUAAAUGGUUGAAUCAUGAGAGAUCAUUAAUUAACUUCCUGUUGAAAGUGUGCUCGUGAACGAUGUCUGACUUUUUAGCGCUCUGCGUUGUAUUUUUGUGUGCUGUUGGAAAGCUGUACGCAGUUGUAAGCAUUGUUUCACCUUGUGAUGGGGAGACAGUCAGUGGAAACGUCAUCAAUGUACAGUACAAGCCAUGCGAUGCAGACUGGAAUGGUGUAUGUAUAGUAGAGCCAGCAUUCACUGGAGUUUUGAGGUUUACUUCUACUACAAACAAGUCCAGCUGCCAUAUGAAAGUGAACAUUUCUGAUCCGAAUACAACGUCCACAAUGCCGUGUGGCAGAGGAACGUCCUUUGUGUUCAAUGUAACGCCUACCACUACACUUUACAUGUUAUCGAAAACAGUUAACUCUACUGCUGUAAAGCUUUAUCGGGAAAUUAUAAUUUUUCAAGUGAACAAAUCCAAUGAUAUAAUUUCCGUUACGUGUGGAAAUAAAACAUCAUUGUCAAUAACCACAACGGAGGGAAGUACAUGGACUUCUGGCAAAGAUCAAUAUUCUCUGAGUACAGCAUCUGGUUUCUCCUUUAGUACGGAACACACCUUUGCGAGUACAACAGAUGACGUCUCCUCAAUACCUAUUCCAGUGGAUAGCCAACCUUCAAACAAAGAUUCGGAUCUCACCUGUGUGUGAAUAGACACGACGCUUUGUAUAACAUCAUCUCUGGAGUCCUAGGAUUCGUUGUUGUCUUGAUCAUAGUCAUCUGCAUUUUAGUUUAUUGUCACACAAAGUAGACAUUUCGUUCUCUCCGAUAUUAACGCUUUUUUUAUUUUUAUUUCUUUUAUUUUACUUCAUCCAUAUCGUUGUAAAUUCACAUACAAUAUUGCUUUUACUAAUAUCAAUGUUUUAUUUAUUUAUUUUUUUGAAGAAGGAAACAUUUAAAAAACAGACGGAAAAGUAGAUAAAUAUUCUGCCGCAUAUAACCCUAACAAUACAGGAUAUCUUGAUGAACUUCCGGAUAAUCCUUUAUAUCAUUCAAACCUGCCAUUUGAUGAGGUUGAAUAUUCCACAGUAGAUGACCAACGGCCAGAUCCUUGAUCCACAAGACAGACGGAAGAGGUGGAAAAAGUGACAAAGGACGACACCAACGAUGUUUAUGCUAAACCAAACAAACGUUUACAUGGAAGCAUAGUUAACAACCAAUCUAAUACCGUCACUGUUUCCGCCGAGAGUCAGAGUUUGUCUGACGAUCUCAAUGACAAAUUGUUUAUGCACAAAUUAACAAGGAAGCCAAAGCAUAGAGGAGGGUGUAGUUUUAACGCUGUACUCGAAAUAUUGUGUUUCAUUUGUGUCAUUGAUAUGUGUGAAAUAUGACUACUUUAUGUAGAGAAUACAAGUACGUUACUGGACAGAAGGUACAUUAGUAACGAUUCAUCAUACUGAAAAGAUGAUGAUGAGAUGACAACGAUGAUCACUAUAAUGCUAAUGUUGACAACAAUGAUAAUGAUUGUGAUGAUGAUGAUCAUGAAAUACCAAACAUAUCUAAAAAUAUUUCUGUACUGCUGUUCAAAAUCAAAUACAGCUUUGAUUUAAACUAUUUUUAUUUAAAAACUCUCCCAUUUUGUCCAAAUUAUUUGUCUUCCAUGAUUUAAUUAUAUCAAAAAAUUAUGCUAUAUAUGUGUUUGUGGAUGUAAAGAACAUUGAUUAAUUAUUGAGUGCUAUGGAGAAAAACCUGAAACCAAUACUUUAAAAAUAAGACAAUCAGGAAUCCAUCGCAUUUCUCAAACUUCAAACAUGGUUUCAUAUGAAGUUUUAGAUCCGACUACAUUCUCCAACCAUUUGAAAAGUUUGCUUGUAGAACACAUUCAUCCUGUUUCAGUGUCGCUAUAUUUAUGCAUGAAAAGGGUUUAUUGAUAAGCGACUGUGGUGAAUGUGAAGUACUAAGUGGUAUAAACAUACACACAUUAAUGAUUCAUCAUCAAUUAACACAUUGUAAAAGUGUUGUACAAUUUUCUCCCGGUGCAUGUUAUGUUUAUGCAUGAAAAUGGUUUAUAGAUGAUAGACCACUAACUAUCUAGUUUUGCUACAUGUAAUUGUGAUUUUCCCUUUAAAUCUGGUUUAAUGUAUACAAGUUCAUAAUUAAAAAAAUGUUUUACUUCAGGAAAAUCAUUUUCACACAGGGUCAUACUUUUCAACUAUGACGCAUAUUUCCUGUUUUACUAUUGUCGGGAAAAUUGGUUCCUACAUCUAUCAUAUGUGGCGUGUGUUUGCUUUAUUUUGUUAUGUGUAGCCCUCACUCAUUUUACAAUUAUAAAUCAACUCUUCUA
Ostrea edulis (European flat oyster) is the source of this 2689-nucleotide messenger RNA. RefSeq lists its product as uncharacterized. The transcript has 4 exons. NCBI's taxonomy places the organism in Eukaryota, Metazoa, Mollusca, Bivalvia, Ostreida, Ostreidae. Bases 429 to 1055 code for a protein of 208 amino acids. The record is from RefSeq and is a predicted model, not a curated record.